Molecule: messenger RNA, 714 nt
Organism: Meloidogyne enterolobii
Lineage: Eukaryota; Metazoa; Nematoda; Chromadorea; Rhabditida; Meloidogynidae
Source: the annotation of a GenBank genome assembly
AUGAAUAAAUCACCAUUUUUACAGAAAUUCUUUGGCGGCUCUUCAGAGCUCGGCGAGCCUUUAUUGCCAACACAAACAAGUAGUAGCUGUAAAAGUCAACACCAAUCAGUAAAUAAAAACACAAAUUUGCCGCCACCGCCAAGGUGGUCGGCUGCGCCGAAUACUUUUAAUAAAACAACAACUGCAGUAAAUAGUGCAGAUUCAUUAAUUUUAGAACCUAAAAGAAGUAUAUCGCUUUAUUCUGACGUCAACGCAAUCGACUUUUCCCCUUCAAUUGAAUCUACUCAACAACCACUCUCAGUUUUCAACCAAAAUGGGAGACGUUCUACUUCCCCUUUGAGCGAUCGCCGAGUUGCUUUUCAAGAGAAUAAUAGAGGGACUGAAAGGGCAGCGUCAAAAGCAGAAACAUCAACAUUUAUAAACAUAGAAACAACCCAACAACAACAACCUCUAUCUCCCCAAAAAUUAACAAACUCCAACAGUAAUCUUUGCCUUCUCCAACCACCUCACCCCUCAACACAUUUUCAACCAAAAUUUCCUCGUUUAAAUAGUCAUCGCACCUCUGAAGUGCGCAAAAUGUCUAUUGUUGGGAAGCCUCUGGUUUACAAAAAUUAUAGAACCGAUCAACGCUUUAGGCGGGUCCAGUCUAAAAUGCACAAUUUUCUUGAGAGACCGAGAGGGUGGAAGGCAGCAAGCUAUCAUUUGGCCGUGUGA